CUCCACUCAAACGGCAAAUCCCAAAACUAUAUAAAGCCCCAACAUAAUACACCAUAUAUAUCAUAAAUCGUUGCAGUCCCGAACAUGGCACAUUUCUCUCCUCCUUCACCGCUCUCUUUCUCUCUCUAAAACUCUCUCUUCCCUCUCUCUAAAAACCAACAAAGUGAAAGGCGAUUUUAUCAAUAACGUGUAAAAGCAAGAAACGAGCAAAGAAAACCUAAUCUCUCUAUCGAAGUAAAGAAUCUUGAUCUGAAUCUCGAUGAAUGUUUGAAAACCCUAGAGUAAGGCAUCCGUUUAAUCGGCGGAUGUUCAUGAAGUGAUCAUUGAUGAAGCAACUCCGUCGAUGCACGAGGAUAAUCAUCCUCUCUUUGCUUGCUGUUUCUGUGUUCGUUCCAAUGUUUCUACUCUCCGAUAGGCUCAAGACUCACACUUCUGACGCAUCGGAAGUGUUCAGUGAAGAUUUAACGAAUAUUAAAAUCAGGACAGAUGCUCAAAAACUUAACGCGAUUGAGCAGGAAGUGGUUGAAGGCUUCAAAGAGCCGACAUCUGUUGUGUACAAAGAUGGAGCUCUUAAAUCAGUAGUUAGCUACAGUUCCACUGAAGAAAAUACUGAAAGUGAGGAAACAGGAAGUGCCAAAAGCAGUACUAAUACGCCGGAAAGAAAUGGAACCAAUCAAGAUGCUAGAGAAGCUAAUCAUCAAAAUCAGCUGGGAAAAGUAUCUUUUGCAUCUGAUGGAAACCAGGAACAAUCCAAACAGGCAACAGUUAGGCAUGAUCAGAAUGUGCAGUCCAAGUCGCAAAGGCCAAAAGAUGUGAGGAUAAAACAGAUGAGGGAUCAGGUGAUUCGGGCCAAGGCGUACUUGAAUUUUGCUCCACCAAACAGCAACUCCCAAUUAGUAAGAGAGCUGAGACUACGUAUUAAAGAGGUAGAGAAAGCUGUGGGUGAAUGCACCCAGGAUUCUCAGCUGCCUAGGAAUGCUCUGCAGAAGAUGAGAUCCAUGGAGGGUUCAUUGUCAAAAGCCAGCCGCAUAUACAAAGAUUGCUCUGCCAUGGCUAUGAAACUGCGUGCCAUGACUCACAAUGCUGAAGAACGGAUUAGAACACAGAAGAAUCAAGUGUCAUAUCUUGUUCGGCUUGCCGGAAUGACUACCCCAAAAGGCCUUCACUGCCUUUCCAUGCGACUGACUGCUGAGUUCUUUGCUUUACCGCUGAAGGAGCGGGAGCUACCUAACCAACACAAACUACAAAAUCCAGAUCUCUACCACUUUGCUGUCUUCUCUGAUAAUGUUCUGGCUUCUGCAGUGGUUGUGAACUCAACCAUUAGCUCUGCUAGUGAACCAGAGAGAAUUGCCUUCCAUGUAGUGACCGAUUCUCUCUACCUCCCAGCAAUCUCAAUGUGGUUCUUACUAAAUCCUCCAGGUAAAGCCACAGUUCAGGUGCAGAGUGUAGAAACUUUUGGAUGGUUGUCCUCCAAAUAUGGUGCAACAUUGCAAAAGAAGAAUUCCCGUGACCUGAGAUACACUUCUGCUUUGAAUCACCUUCGUUUCUAUCUGCCUGAUGUUUUCCCUAUGCUGAAUAAGAUUCUGUUCCUUGACCAUGAUGUGGUUGUGCAAAGAGAUCUAACAGGACUAUGGAAUCUCAAUAUGAUGGGCAAAGUAGUUGGAGCAGUGCAGACUUGUCCGAAAGAUGAUGAACCUUCAUUCCGUCAGAUGGAUACAUUUAUCAACUUCUCUGACCCAUUUGUGGCAAAAAGGUUUGAUGUCAAGGCAUGCACUUGGGCAUUCGGGAUGAAUAUAUUUGAUCUCAGAGAGUGGAGGAGACGCAAUUUAACUGGGCUGUAUCACAAAUAUUUGCAACUGGGAAAUAAGAGGCCAUUGUGGAAAGCUGGUAGCUUGCCCAUAGGUUGGGUCACCUUCUACAAGCAGACAGUGGCGUUGAACGGCAGAUGGCACGUCCUUGGGUUGGGUUAUGACUCCAGUGUCAGGCGGAGUGAUAUCGAGCAGGCAGCAGUCAUACAUUAUGAUGGACUUUCGAAGCCAUGGUUGGAGAUUGGGAUCGAGGAGUACAAGGCGUAUUGGUGGAAACAUAUUGACAAUGAGCAUCCCUACCUUCAACACUGCAAUAUCCAAAGCUAGUUAAAUCCCACAUUAGAACAUUGAAUUGAGUCAAAAAUUUUCCGUGUAAAUUUCAACUCAUUGUUUCUCCAUUUCUCAUUUUUCCGGCCGUAAAUUGUCUAGGAGCUGAGUCAGUUUUAGCAAUAACGGGGAUGAAAAAGCCCCUUGGGGUGGUUUAGUGCUGGUUAUUUUGUGUGUACAUAAUUCAUUUCUAGAAUUACUCAUUUUUUUUUUUUUUUUUAAAA
Messenger RNA from Cornus florida, 2359 nucleotides. RefSeq names its product probable galacturonosyltransferase 6. Lineage: Eukaryota; Viridiplantae; Streptophyta; Magnoliopsida; Cornales; Cornaceae. Gene Ontology annotation, molecular function: polygalacturonate 4-alpha-galacturonosyltransferase activity. The record is from RefSeq and is a predicted model, not a curated record. The transcript is spliced from 9 exons. Bases 327 to 2135 code for a protein of 602 amino acids.